AUGUACAGUGAGUGGUACUCUCAUCUGCUACCUUACUACUCGUUUGAUCAGUUUGUUCAUAAAGUCCAACAAGUCGCUUCUACUAAGCGUGUCAAGUGUGUAAUUAGUCAUGGUGCUCUCCUUGGCAUUUUGAGCCUUCUGCUUCACAACCAUAAGAAGAGCAUUAAGAAGGAAGCUUGCUGGACAAUCUCAAACAUCACUGCUGGAAACAGGACUAGAUUCAGGCUGUGUGUGAAGCGGGGUUGA
Molecule: messenger RNA, 246 nt
Organism: Eruca vesicaria subsp. sativa (arugula)
Lineage: Eukaryota; Viridiplantae; Streptophyta; Magnoliopsida; Brassicales; Brassicaceae
Source: the annotation of a GenBank genome assembly